AUGUUUAGAAUUUUAAUUCCCGCCAACCUCCACUUCCGGCUGUCUUGUUAUUCUUUGGCAUUACGGUUUCCUGCCUUUCUAGAUGUGCCAUUGAUCAACUCUUAUACGAUGGCUGAGAGACCUGAAGAUCUAAAUUUGCCCAAUGCAGUCAUCACAAGAAUUAUCAAAGAGGCAAUUCCUGAUGGAGUUAAUGUUUCAAAAGAGGCCCGUUUAGCGAUUUCAAAAGCAGCUAGUGUUUUUGUACUAUAUGCUACCUCGUGUUCCAAUAAUUUUGCCUUAAGAUCUAAACGAAAAACUAUCAAUGCUCAAGAUGUUCUGUCUGCUAUGCAAGACAUGGAGUUUGACCAGUUUCUGGAUCCCUUGAAAUUUUGUCUUGAAUCAUUCCGCCGAGAGCAACAAGGAAAGAAAGAAGCUUCAGAAAAAAGAAAGAAAGCUAAAGAAGAAACAAUUGUGAUAGAUUGUGAUGAGGAGGAUGAAGACGAAGAUGAUGAUGAUGACGAUGAAGAUGAGGAAGAGGAAGAGGAAGAAAAUGAUGUUGAUAGUAUGGAUGGAAAUGAAGUUUAUUCAAAAGAUGAAGAUUAUGUUGAAUCAGAUGAAUAA
This is a messenger RNA of Acanthosepion pharaonis, 600 nucleotides long. NCBI's taxonomy places the organism in Eukaryota, Metazoa, Mollusca, Cephalopoda, Sepiida, Sepiidae. The record is from the annotation of a GenBank genome assembly.